AUGCCACCAAUAACUAGUUCGAAACGUUCUAAACCUCCUAAUGCAUUCGUGAUAUUUCGAACAUUUUUGAAUGAUGCCAUAAAUCAAGAUAAUAAGAAAUUUAAAGCUAGUAUUUCCCUAAAAAAAACGUCCCCGACAGAAAAAGUUACAAGUACUUCUGGACUUGCCAAAGAUUUAUGGCACAAAUACCUUUUAAUCCAAAAUAUUUAUCGCUCAUUAUAUAAUAAAGAAUUUGUUGAUAAAAAUCAUGGAGUAUGUUCUUUUUCUGUAUCUGGAAUUUUUGGGAACUUGAACGAUUUUUAUUGUGAACUAUCAAAGAAUAAUGAUCCUAAUUCUUCCGAGAAUAAAUUACAUGAACUUCUUAAGAGAGGUUAUGAUUAUCUUUUAUCUCCAACUCGCGAAAAGUACAAAGAGAUUGUCAGAGAACAGCCUAGAUACAGUCAAAGCAGUGGGACACUAGAUAAGAUAUCAAGCAAACGUAUAGAUCUUUUAAUAAAUUUUGUUACAAACAAAAUCAAUUUAAAAGCAUCUUUUUUUGAACCUUUUAAAAGUAAAUGUGCGUUUCUUUGUAAUUCAUGCAAAGUUGAACUGAAUCUUGACUUUUUGUACAGUGAAAUGUUCAAAUUCUUGAAAAACAAAUCCGAAUUGCCUGAUAACAUUUUUAUUGACAAAAUACCUGACGAAUUACAAGCAAAAUAUAAUCAAAUUUCAGAAAAAUAUUUGCAUAAUAUUUCCUCUAAACAGCAAAAGGAUCAGUUGGCUGAAUAUAAUGAUAUCAGCAAUGAACAAGAACACAUGAAACAAUCCAUGCCCUUUACAAUUGGGGACUACUCUGGUUUGUUAGCAAAAGAAUUUUUGUCUAAUUUGAGACUUCGCUACCCUACUCUCAAAUACUACAAUGAUUGUUAUAAAAAAAUGUUUGGAGAAGAAUACGCAGAGGAGAACACUAGCCCGACUUGGCUUCUUAAAAGAUUGCUCGAAUGUUUAUUAAGAAAAAAGGGUUAUAAAAUUACAAAGCCACAUUAUUUGUAUACUGCUUGUGCAGAAGCAUUAGAAUGUAAUAAAAACAAGCACAUUAUUGACGCUUAUAAGCAACUUUCUCUUGAUAUGAAAGAAAGUAUCUCCUAUAAAUUAGCUCGAGACACUCUAAGUUCAGCAAAG
Cetraspora pellucida is the source of this 1161-nucleotide messenger RNA. NCBI's taxonomy places the organism in Eukaryota, Fungi, Glomeromycota, Glomeromycetes, Diversisporales, Gigasporaceae. The record is from the annotation of a GenBank genome assembly.